Messenger RNA from Ceutorhynchus assimilis (cabbage seed weevil), 3400 nucleotides. NCBI's taxonomy places the organism in Eukaryota, Metazoa, Arthropoda, Insecta, Coleoptera, Curculionidae. The record is from the annotation of a GenBank genome assembly.
CCCCCGAGGUGCUCUAGAGCGCGCCAAUGUGCAUACUGGAAAGCGGCUAUGAAUAAUUCAUAGCUGGAGUGCGUUCGAAAUCACCCUGGGCGUCACACCGUCACACCGAGUGUAAACCAGCCAUGAAUAAUUCAUUGCCGGUGUGCACUCGGUGUGACGCCCAGGGUGAUUUCGAACGCACUCCAGAAGUUACACUGAUAUGACAGUGACAGUAUUGACACUGAUGUCAGAUGUGUGAAGUGGCAUUCGCGCUUGCAUCAACAAUCAACAACAAACAUGGCGGAUCUCUCUAAAGUAUCAUGUACUUAUUGCCAGGAAGAUAUAAACACAGUCCCUAUACAGUGCUGCGAAUGCCCCAAUUUCUAUAUCUGCAUUCAGUGUUUCGUAGUUGGAGCUGAAAUUGGCCCGCACAAAAAUGACCAUUCAUAUAAAUUUAAGGAUAAUUGUUCAGUCAGAAUAUUCGGAGGACGAGGAGCUUGGACUGGACGAGAACACCUUCAAUUACUGGACGCCGCCGAACUAUAUUCGUUUACAAACUGGGAAGGGAUAGCUCAACAACUUGAGAAUAGAACUGCAGAAGAAUGCCGAGAAGAAUUUACCGCCCGAUAUUUGGACGGAAACAUUGGGAAAGCGAUGUGGUCGAAAAUUUCCAAACCUAAUAUCAUCAUUGAUUUAGUGGAAGACGACGGGCCACUCUCACAAGAUGCAAUAUCUAAACUUGCUCCUCUAGAUGCUACACUCGAGGAAGCUAAAAUAUUAGGAUACAAACCACAUAGGGAUGAUUUUGAGAGGGAGUACAAUCCAGAAGCUGAACAAUUAAUAGCAGACAUUCCAGAGGAAGACAAUGAUUACAAAGUUGAUAAAGCUCUUAGAUUGGCCAUCGUUGAUAUGUACACUAGGAGGCUAAGGGAAAGGCAAAGAAGAAAACGAAUAGUGAGAGACUAUCAACUAGUUGCCAAAUAUUUCGAUAAUUUAAGACGAGAUCCUUCACAACCGUUAUUUGGCAAAGAACAAAAAGAGCUACGUGAUAAUAUGCGUAUCUUUGCACAAUUCCUCAAUGCAGGAGAGCACGAGCGGUUUAUAGCAAGCAUUGAACGGGAAAGGGAACUUAGGCAUCGCCUAUCUGAAUUAUUAAGAUACAGAAGCCUAGGAAUGACUACUCAAGAAGAAAUUGUGCAUUAUGAGCAGCACGUUGCCUAUCAGAAACAGCAAAUUAGACAUGGGAAGACUGGCAGCAGUGGCUUUGCGAUGGGAAUACAGGGCCUCAAUCAGUCUCUGUCAUCAGAAAACGGAAACGUCGAAGCCGUAUCAAGUUUCAUAGACGGAAGAACCACGUGGCCGUCCGAAAGCGAUUCAGGGUGCGACAACGGGGCGGCGCUGCCAGGAAGGGCGGAAGAGUUCUUGAUAGAUCCGGUGGCAGUGGCACCGAUAACGCCCAGUUGGACGAUGACGGUAACCCAAACGGUAUCGUCGCAGAUGAGGAGUAGCAGUGCAAAUCCGUCUUGGUUGAAUUUACGCCUGUUGCCUUUUGGCAAGUGGCUGAGUAAACAGGAGAUACAGCUAUGCGAGCAUUUCCAAAUUCAACCAAGUACCUAUGUCCACAUGAAGACAUUUCUCAUUGAGGACAAUUUGCUCACUCCAGGAAAGUACCAGCACAUAUUUAAACGUGAAGUAGACGAAUGCACAGGCGUCAAAGACGUGGUUACUAAAUUUUUGGGCAUUAACGGUUUAUUACCUGGCGUUUCGGCUAAAUGACCUUUGGCACCGGAGCUGGAUUCUCUGGAAUCACAGGACGAAAUUAAUUUUCUCGGGAACGAUGAUGAUUACUUUUCAGGCAUCGAAUUUACUCCCGAUUUACAAUAUGUAUAGUUUGGUGGUCUUUUUAAACUGGAAUUAUUCUGCUUCAUUUCUCUACUGCUACUCUGCUGGACUCUUUGAGUUAAUUUUUAAUUUCUGGCAACUGAAAGUACGUGCAGUGUGCUAAUUUUAAUUUGAAAAUAAAUUUUCCUAUUUUUAAGUUUUACUUUUACUAAGUAACCCGUUUUAAAGCGUUUUUUUUUUUACUGCAAGAUCUUCAGACUUUAAAUACACUGGUCAGCAAAAUUAACGCACCACUUACUUAUUUCUAUUUUAAUGAGGUUGGAAUUGUAACUAUGGAUUGGCUAGCAAACAGUUCUGAUUUUUACCCAAUUGAGGAUGGCUGGGACAUGAUCUGUCGCCAUUAUUAAGAGCUUCCUAACCCUCCACACUUUGAAUGGGCUUACUGGAGAUAUUGUCAAAAUAUGGAAUAAUUUGGAUUAAAGCGAGAUAAGGCCCGUAAUUUUAACAUGAAAAAUUGCUGCCGUGCUAUUAUUUAAAAUAGAGAAGGAAAUAUCGGUUAUUAAUUAUUUUUAACUAAACUUGAAUUUUUUUUUUUUCAUAUUUUCUUGUUUUUUUUUUUCUUACCUUCUUUUGGAAUUUUAUCUUUUGUUAAUACCCUUAUUAGGCCAGAAUAAGAAUAUAUUUAAUCAAGACAUAAAAAUAUUUGAUCAAAAUUAUGAAAUAAAAAAUAUUUUUCAAAAAUAGUAGUGGUGCGUUAAUUUUGCUGGCCAGUGUAUUGUGAUUGAAUCAGUUAUCAAUAAAUGUAAAUUUUCUAAGGCAAACCUUGAAUGGUCUAGAUUCUAGUAGGCAUUGUAUAGAAAUUUUAUUGAAUGGAAGCAUAUAAAUUAGUUGUUUGUAUAUUCCUGAAGGAUAUAACUUAAUUUUAGAUAGUGAUGUUUGCUAAUAAAUGAUAAAUUUUAUCUAUGGUAAGACUUUAUACAUCAUUUAUUUAAGGAAAUCUAAGUUUCAUUAUAGGUUUCAUUUUUAUUUUUUAUGUAUUAAUAAACCAUUUUGCAUAUACUUUAUGCAUUCUAGGUGAAUUAAAAAUCCAGAAUGUUAUGGUAAUUCACCAACAUUACCUCACUAGUGAUAUACUAACUUUAUAUUAUUUAAUUCACUUGUUUUUGUGUAAGUUGGUAGCAAGUCUCAAAAUUUUUGUUAAAAAAAAACACAUUUCUAAUAUAUUAAAUUAUAAAAAUUUAUAAUUUGCAAUAAUUUUUCAGUAAACUUCUGUCACCACCAUCGAUUUAUCGGAUUGUAUAGGAAAAGCAACAGUAGUAAACUAAUAACCUAAACUAAUUCAGUAAGUUGUGAUAUUUUAUAGAUGGACAUCCUGUACUUCAUUGGUGAUGAGAAACUGAAUUGUAAUAAGAAAAAUUCAAAAUUGUAUUCAAAAGGUUAUAGAUUAAAUGUUGUGCAUUACAUGUGUGCUUGAAGAUGUUGUUGUAGAUAUUUCGCCCAAUUGAAUAUAAUAAUGAUAUUAGUCAUUAUAAUGUUUAUUGUAAAUAUUACAAAACAUUUUGGUCUGAAUAUAAUAUAU